CUGCUCAUGAACCGUUUGGCUCUUUCUCUUAGUAACAACCUCACAAGCGCCCUCAAUUUCUCUUCUUUUUUUUUUUUUUUUUUUAAUAAACAUUAUACAUAAUACAACCACAACAUAACGCUUACUUGGGAAUUUACCUACCGAACACCCGUCUCCAGCUGGGCUUAUAACGAGAAAUUCCAACCAUAUUUAAUAAUAAAUGUUUGAAGAGUAAAUUCCACACAGCAGCAGAGCAGAGCAGAGCAGAGAAGGCACCUACUGUGAUCUGGAUCCUAAAGUUGUGGAUAGGUACUUUAGUACCCUGUGCCACUGAUGAACUUCUGAAGGGCACCCGGUUGCAAUGCUUGUGUCCUCUGUGGUGACCUCAUGGUUUAAGCAGGAGUAAAGAUGAGUAUAAGCAGUGAUGAGGUCAACUUCUUGGUGUACAGAUAUCUACAGGAGUCAGCCAAUAUUUAAUGCUGGGUUUUUUAUAAUGUUUCUGCCAGGGUUCUCCCAUUCAGCAUUCACUUUUGGUAUUGAGAGCCACAUCAGUCAGUCCAAUAUAAAUGGUGCCCUAGUGCCCCCUGCUGCUCUCAUUUCUAUCAUACAGAAAGGCUUGCAGUAUGUAGAAGCAGAAGUCAGCAUCAAUGAGGAUGGUACCCUUUUUGAUGGCAGGCCGAUAGAGUCGCUUUCUCUAAUAGAUGCUGUGAUGCCUGAUGUGGUACAAACCAGACAGCAAGCUUACAGGGACAAACUUGCACAGCAGCAAGCAGCAGCAGCAGCUGCAGCCGCUGUCGCCACAGCCAAUCAGCAAGGAGCUGCAAAGAAUGGGGAAAAUACUGCGAAUGGGGAGGAAAAUGGAGCACAUGCCUUAGCAAAUAACCAUGCAGACAUGAUGGAGGUAGAUGGAGAUGUAGAUAUUCCUCAGAAUAAAGCUAUGGUAUUGCGUGGCCACGAGUCCGAAGUUUUCAUCUGUGCUUGGAAUCCAGUCAGUGACCUCCUUGCAUCUGGGUCUGGUGAUUCAACAGCACGUAUCUGGAACCUUAGUGAGAACAGCACCAGCAGCUCGACUCAGCUUGUACUCAGACAUUGCAUAAGGGAAGGAGGACAGGAUGUACCGAGUAACAAAGAUGUCACUUCAUUAGACUGGAAUAGUGAAGGUACGCUACUAGCAACAGGCUCGUAUGAUGGAUUUGCCAGAAUAUGGACUAAAGAUGGUAAUCUUGCCAGCACCCUGGGUCAGCACAAAGGUCCUAUUUUUGCUUUAAAAUGGAAUAAGAAAGGAAAUUUCAUUCUUAGUGCUGGUGUUGAUAAGACUACAAUCAUUUGGGAUGCACAGACUGGAGAAGCCAAACAGCAGUUCCCUUUCCACUCUGCACCAGCACUAGAUGUUGACUGGCAAAGUAACAACACAUUUGCCUCAUGCAGUACAGACAUGUGCAUCCAUGUCUGUAAACUGGGACAGGACAGACCCAUCAAGACAUUCCAAGGGCACACAAAUGAAGUUAAUGCUAUCAAGUGGGAUCCAACUGGUAACCUGCUGGCAUCCUGCUCUGAUGACAUGACCCUAAAGAUAUGGAGCAUGAAACAGGAUACCUGUGUCCAUGACUUACAAGCGCACAACAAAGAGAUAUACACUAUCAAAUGGAGCCCAACAGGACCUGGCACCAACAACCCAAAUGCCAAUCUUAUGUUAGCAAGUGCAUCAUUUGACUCUACUGUUCGAUUAUGGGACGUAGACCGAGGAAUCUGCAUCCACACACUGACCAAACAUCAGGAACCUGUGUACAGUGUAGCCUUUAGCCCAGAUGGCAGGUACCUAGCCAGCGGCUCUUUUGACAAAUGUGUACACAUCUGGAAUACACAGACGGGUGCUCUAGUCCAUAGUUACAGGGGAACAGGAGGGAUCUUUGAGGUUUGCUGGAAUGCAGCAGGAGACAAAGUUGGAGCAAGUGCAUCAGAUGGAUCAGUUUGUGUAUUAGAUCUUCGGAAAUAACGCUGCUAGUUGGAAGCCAUGGACCGACUAUGAAUGUGUACAUAGCCAAAAUGACUGUCCCUGCCCCAUGUACUGCUACAGUCCCAUCUGAACCAUGGCCUGUCCACUAGAGCCAAACAGAGACCCUGACAAAGUUAGGAGGGCUGAAUCCUCUCACGAGCCUGUUUUAUUCGGAACAAGAACAUUUUCUACCCACAAAGAAAAAACAGAAUAAAAAAAGGGACUUAUAUUAAUGAAGCAGAAUGAGGACCGUGUAUGUACCAAAUUUGAAAGAUAUGUUUUCUUUUAAACAAUUCAAUACAGAACUUGAUCUUGUUGGCAGAGCAGUUUGUGUGUGCAAACAUAUCGGCAGUUAGUUACUUUACUUUUAAAUGCUCUGCAGUUUAGUUUACAGUUGCAUGAUUUUUUUCCCCCUCCUGCUCCUCAGACAGAAAACAGCUAAAAAAAAAAGUCUGCUACUGUAUUAUGCGGUUCACAAAACGUUGUGGGGGGGACUCCAAUAUUCUUAAAACUCCAGUUUCACUUUACUUAUUCAUCAGUGGUAGUUAUGAAGUUAUGGUUUUUCUGAUAGCAGUUAAAUGCAGUAGUUUUUUUUUUUUUUUUUUUAAAGGGAACAUAAUUCUACUGAACUUAAAGGAUUAAAUAAAUAAACAAAAUGGGCACAACAGUUUAGAUUAGAUGCUUUAUGCAUCCUUUUGCUUUGACCAUGCUUUAAGUAUGGUUGGAUUGUGCACUAUUGAUAUAACAAUAUCAUUAUAGAAAUGUGCAUUUUAAAAAGAAAAAAAGUUUCUGGACAAAGGUUUUCUGAUGUAGCAAUUAGUAAACUGUAGAUGAGUCAUUGAGUAACUAGAUUCCAGUAUUAAUGACUGAUACCUUUUUGGCAUUUACAAAAUGCGUACAGGCCAUUAUAAAACCAAUAUGCCAUUGCAUCAUGGAGGUCCUUAUAUAAUUUGUUGUAAGGAAAGGUGAAGACUUGCUUUGAGUUUCCUUUUUUAAUGAUUCAUUCCCAGGAUGUUUUAUGCAUUUCAAAUAUGUGCUGGGUUCUACAUGUUCAGUUUUAGUGAGAUUACUUUGAUUUGUAAUGUUAUAUGCUGUAGCCUCGCUAGCAUAAUGAGAUUUAACAUUCAACACAAUGCUAAUUGGUUAAGAGAACUGGGUAAGGGUGGUUCUAGGGACUGCUGUCUGUAUUGCCUUUGCUUAAACAAUCAAAAAUGACUAGCCUUUUCUAAAUUACCUUUCUGAGCACUGUAACUGUACUAUUCUUCUGCCUAGUCAUAUGUUUUUAAUUAACUUUUUUUAAAGUCCUAAAAAUUGGAAAUUCGUAGUUUUGCUUUUUAAAAUGAAAAUUCCCUCCCAAUUAAGACAUAAUUGAUGCAACAUUUUGUUUAGACAUAUGUAUCUUUUUUUCUAUAUUAAGUUUAAAAAAAAGACACUUAAAGCAAGUCUGGUUUUGGGCAGGGAAAAAGUGUUUGGUAACUGUGACAUGGAUCAACAUUGUAACUGUCAUCACAUGAUAUGAUUUUAUAUACUGCCCAUUUGUAAGGGUAGUUUUUAGUUGAAAUCUGUAUACAUUUCCAAACACAUAUUACACUGUGUGUUACAUAUGUACAUUAUGUGAACAUUAAAGUCGUUUCCAUGCAAUAGCAAAAUUAUCAUCUGGGAUAAUCACAAAAAUGACAGUGUCUUUUAUAAAAUACCAUUCGACAGUCAUAGUAAAAUUAAGUACCCCACAAGUUUAUUUUAUUUUAUUUAUUUUUGAAAAUGAUGUAAAAAAAAAAAGAAGCCGGUUUUACCUAUGUGGCAACAUAAGUAGAAUGGAAAGUAACAGAAAUAUAGAUACAAGUAUAACAAACUAUAUUUAUACUGCUUGUGACAAGACUGUGUCUCAGGAGGAGAGCCAGAUGCAGUUAUUAUCUGCUGUUGGUAUCCUGCUUAAACGCCUUACUCUGUGUACUUAUCAAUUUGCGUUUGCAUGUGAACUUUAAUUUAAAAAAGACCUGGGUGUUAGUCAAAUGUGUCACUCCCAUGCUGUAAGCAACUGACUCUAGCUGCUGGUUACAUAUUAGAGGCAUCAAAGAGCCUUGAAGUUUCUGGUAUCCAUUAGUCUUAAGACAUCUGUGAAAAAAGAGUAAUACCGUAGUGGUUGUAAUCCAGUUUUGAUAGACAGGUUUUAAUGUAAUAACAAUGAACACUAAAUUAGACAGUCUCAGCUCAGGUUAAAAAGAUUUGGGGCAUAGAAUAUGAAAUGCACAGUAUAUAGAUCGAUGUAUCUGAAUGGUGUAAAGUGGUCCGGUUGAACUCCUAUACCAUAACUGACCUUAAACUGUCUAGCACCUAGUCCUUUAUACAUGCUGAGCACAAAAAAAAAUUACCAAAAAAUAUUUAUAAAAGCCUUUUGUUAUUAAAUACACAUUUAUAUAAAUUGUUGUACAGACUGAGUGUAUACAUUCUUUUUUUUAUAGUUUACAGCUUAUACAUUUGAACUGCAGGACACUGUAGUUAAUUUAAGUAGCACCUGUGACAGUAGAAUGGUAUUUUAUAAAUCAGUUUUUAGUUUUGUUUUGUGUUUGAGAACCUGCCCUGAAGUAUAUUUUUUUCCUAUUCUCUACCAAUGGUGUGUAACACCAGCCCGUAACAGUUUUUGUACUCUUUAAAUUGUUUUCUAGUUUCUUAUUUCUUUGUUGCUGUUCAAGCAAAAAAGAAAAGAGAGACAGUUAAAAGUACCAUAAUGUCCUGGACCAUGUAAAUACCACAUUCUAUAAUGCAUUUGGGUUCUACAUUGCAUAAAAAAUUGCCCAAGCCAACUAUUUUGAUUUCUAUUAUUAAAAUCAAAUCUUUUUGUUUUAGAUUCCCUUUGCAUUGUAUUGAUCUGACGGUUAUAAUUUGAAUCAGAUCUGAAGAGGUCCAGAAUAAAAUAUAUUUUGAUAUUA
Polyodon spathula (Mississippi paddlefish) is the source of this 4905-nucleotide messenger RNA. RefSeq names its product F-box-like/WD repeat-containing protein TBL1XR1. Gene Ontology annotation, molecular function: transcription corepressor activity; protein binding. Gene Ontology annotation, biological process: regulation of transcription by RNA polymerase II. The transcript has 16 exons. Gene Ontology annotation, cellular component: histone deacetylase complex. The record is from RefSeq and is a predicted model, not a curated record. NCBI's taxonomy places the organism in Eukaryota, Metazoa, Chordata, Actinopteri, Acipenseriformes, Polyodontidae. The coding region runs from base 404 to 1975 and encodes 523 amino acids.